This is a messenger RNA of Saprolegnia diclina VS20, 6809 nucleotides long. RefSeq lists its product as hypothetical. The transcript has 12 exons. Bases 19 to 6741 code for a protein of 2240 amino acids. Lineage: Eukaryota; Oomycota; Saprolegniomycetes; Saprolegniales; Saprolegniaceae. Gene Ontology annotation, biological process: microtubule-based movement; cytoskeleton-dependent intracellular transport. The record is from RefSeq and is a predicted model, not a curated record. Gene Ontology annotation, cellular component: microtubule; kinesin complex. Gene Ontology annotation, molecular function: microtubule binding; microtubule motor activity; ATP binding.
GUUACGGAUCUUGGCAGCAUGGACGCGGGCAGCGACGACGGCGCCUCGCCGUCGGUCGUCACGGCGGUGCGCGUCCGGCCCAUGUCGGACGACGAGCGCAAGGCCGGCUGUCGACUCAUUGUUGCGAUGGACGGCAACGCGACGAUCGUGACUGACCCCGCGGGACUGCAUGCGCGGGGGGCGCCCGCAUCGCCGGCCCACGCCACGAAGCUCUGGAAGCAGUCGUUUACGUACGACAAGAGCUACUGGUCGUACGCCCCGUCGGACCCGACGUACGCGAGCCAAGCGCGGCUGUACGAAGACUUGGGGACGCACGUGCUCCAGGAUGCGUGGCGCGGCUUCAACUGCUCGCUCUUUGCCUACGGCCAAACCGGCGCGGGCAAGUCGUUUAGCAUGAUGGGCAAAGCCAAAGGCAACAACAACCACUCGCACCAGCACGCGAUCUCGUCGGCCCACGACGGCUUGAUCCCGCGGCUCUGCCAUGGCCUCUUUGAGAAAAUCAACGCGGUCCCCGACGACGCGCGGUCCUACUUGGUCAAGAUGAGCUACGUCGAGAUCUACAACGAGCGCGUCUACGACCUCCUCAACCGCUCCGACAAGGAUGCGCUCAAGGUGCGCGAGCACCCUGACCGAGGCGCGUACGUCGAGCACGUGAGCAACCACGUGGUGACGAGCUACCACGACAUCGAGUACCUCCUUGGCGAAGGCGCCAAGACGCGGCGCGUCGCGGCCACCGAAAUGAACCAAGUGUCGUCGCGGUCGCAUGCGAUUCUAACGCUCUCACUGCGGCGCGAACUCAAGGACGGACAGCGCGUCUCCAAGAUGUGCAUGGUCGACUUGGCGGGGAGUGAGCGCACCGAGCUCGCGCAAGGCACGCGGCUGCGCGAGGCAGCGUACAUCAACAAGUCGCUCUCCGCGCUCGGCGACGUCAUCCACGCCUUGGCGACCAACGUGCAGACGCCGGGCACGUCUUUUGUGCAAUUCCGCAACUCGAUUCUGACACGGCUGCUCAAAGACAGUCUCUGCGGCCAGUCCAAGCUCGUCAUGCUCGCGGCCAUUAGCCCAUGCUGUAUUCACUACGACGAGACCGUGAGCACCCUCAAGUACCUCGAGCGGGUCAAGGUCGCUUUGGCCCAUUCGUCGCCGCCGCUGGUACACGAGUCUUGCAGACGAUGUAUGCAAACUCGAUCGUUAUUAGAUGGAGCUCACGCCGUGCGAGACCGAGGCGAGCGUGAGCACCCAGCUGCGCCUCGAGAUUCUCGCUCUGCGAGGCCAACUGCGCACAGCCUCGGUGACGAGUCGUGCGACGACGAUGCCGCGACCGAGCCAGAGACCACGGGGUGCCACCACCUCGGUGUGGCCCAUCUCGUCAACUUGAACCAAGACCCGACGUUUACAGAAACCAAAUUCUACUGCAUUGAAGAAGGCGUCACGACGGUCGGGCGACCAGGCGAAAGCGACGUGGUGCCCGACAUUGUCUUGGACGGUCCGGACAUUUUGCCGCUGCACUGCGUCUUCCACUGCAACGAAGACGGCGAUGUGAGCGUCCGGCCGGCGCUCCACGCGUCCAUUUACCUCAACGGCAGCGAUCUCAGCCAGACGUUGGACGCGUGCCACGUCCCCAACGGAUCCCGCCUGACGCUUGGUGCCCACCACGUCUUUCGGUUUGACCUGCCGCACAUUGCCUUACCCAUUUCGAGUCGCGUCGAUUGGAGCUUUGCCCAUAACGAGCUCCUCGAGACGCUUUUGCCCCAGCGCAGCACGACACUACCAAGAGUUGUCUGCGAUGAGAAGAGCACUCAAGUUGAGGUCGUCGCCACGUCCUCAAGUUUGCGCGUCGAUGCCGCCUCUCAGUGUCUGGCGUUCGAUCGUGCAAGCAGCGGCGCUCACACGUCGCCACUCACAUCGGAUGACGUCAGUGUGCAGUGUGAUUUGGGAUUACCGGCACCACCCGACAUCCCAGUAACCACCGCAAGUGCGCGUCACGACGUCGGCAUUUACUGCUGCCUACCGUCGUCACCCCAUGACAUUAUGGACGCAUGUCACCAAACCGAGCCACCGAGUGUGCGUGACGCAGCGAUGCAAGUGGCGACGUCUCUUUUGAGUGCGUCGACGCAAACGGUCGAUUACGACACAAGUAUCAAGUUUAGCGAAAAUGACAAGCUCGGUCUCGAACGCCGAAUUGCCAAGCUCAAACUCGAGCUCAAGAAGAAGGAGCGGCAGCUCAAGGCGACGCCAGCGUUGAGCAACCAAAUGACGACGCUACCCGUCCUCGAACCCGAAGCGUUACCGCUGCCGAUACCGCCACCGUACGACGCAACAUUUGACGAAAGCCUCUGGCGGUUGCGCGACCACUUGGCGUCGCUCCUCGACUUUGCGCCGGCGACGAGCGAAUGCCCCACGCAAGACGACCCGGCGUGGCGCCACGCCGUGCUCGUGGACCUCGAAACCCUCGUCGAGGCCGUCCCCAAGCCGAGACUGGACGCGCCGAUGAAUGCUAGCCUCGCGCGCAUUCGCAAGCAGCUGGCCGCAAACCUUGAGCUAACCCUUCCCCCGGCGACGGAGGAUCUGGAUAGCGACCCGGUGUGGCGAACGCAGGUGCUGAGUGACAUUGAAGCCAUGGUGCUUGCCCCGCCGCUGCCCGUCACGAUCGUGCUGCCACCGUGGCCAUCGAGCCAAGCGUCGUACGCGCAUCUUCUCGAGAGCUAUGUGCACGCGAGCCAGCACGAGCUCUCGCAGCUUUCGCAAGCGUCAACGAUGCACUUGGGGUCGUACGCCAAGGCGAUUGCGUCGCUCGAAGCCAAGUUCACGUCGCUCUGCGUCGCGCUCAACACCAAGUGCCACCAAGAGCAAGUGUACUUUCAAUCUCAAUUUCAAAGUACGAGCCUCGAGCUCGCGCGCCACGUCGAGUCCAAGCAACGUCAGCUCCAGUCCGCAUCGGUGGUCGCGGCGCAGCUCCUCGAGCAGCUCCAGAGCUCGCUUCAAGCGCAGAUGGACGCUGCGACGUCGCAAUACCAGGCACAGCACGAAGCGUGGAUGCAGGAGCUCCAAAGCUUCACAAAGGAGCACUUUGACGCGAUGGCGACGUGCGGCGCCGAGGCCGCGUUCGCCGACGAGCAAGCGCGCAUGCAAGUGGCCGAGUGGGACACCAAGUGCCACCACCUCGUGGCCGAGACCGACGCCGUGCUCUCCGAGACGCGCGCGAUGCACGCCAAGGAGCUCCGAUCGCUGCGCGAGAAGGCGGCCAUCGAGCUUUGGAGUCUCGAGACGCGCCGCAUGCGCGACGAAGAAGAAUGCAUGCAUGCGACCGAGGCGAUGCUGCGGGCGUUUGAGGCGACGAUGGCCACCCGCGCGCGCGAGCAAGCCGAGUGGGAGACGCAAAAGCAAGACGACCUCGCGGCGCUCCAGGCCGAGCAUGCGACCGCCAUGAGCUAUCUCGAGGCGCAACACAGUAGCAUGUACAGCAUAGCACGCGAGGCCCGUGAGCUCUACGGGAUGGCGGACGAAGAUGCGCGCGUGCGCUGGCUGGCGACCGCCGCGCAGCUCGACGGCGCGAUCGAGGUAGCGAAGGCGGUCCACGCCACCGCAUUGGUCGACGCCAAGUCCAGGGCGGCCAAGCAGCACAGCAUCCAUUGCCAAAAGCUCGCCGAGGCCGCCGCGCACUUUGACGCGCGGUUGGCGGCGCUCGACGCAACAGCCGUCGACGACUCGGUGGCGCACGCGCGCUUCAUGAAGUCGCUCCGGUCGCGGCAGAUGGCCGAGGAGGCGCAACUCGCGACCACGGUGCACACAUCGCGGUCGCUUCUCGCCGAGCAGCGCAGCCAGCUCGUUUGGAACGCCAAGGAGGUGCGGGAUGCGCAUGCGUCGCUGCACGCCGAGCACCAGCACCGCCUCGACGAGAUGACGCGCUGCCAUGCCAACAUUGUGCGGGACCUCGACGCUGCAUUUCAAAUGCAAGAAGCCACGCGCGCCGACGAGCUCCAAGCGCGAUCUCGGCAGUACGAGGCAGAGCUGGCCGCGCGCGUGGAGCUCAUGCGCGAGGGCCAAGCCGGCGCGAGCAUGCAGGUGGAAGAUGCGAUCGCGACGCAUGUGCGCGUUUUGGAGUCGAUCGAAGCCGAGUGGAAGAGGUGGGUCGAGGCGCAAGCGAGUGCGCCGGAUGACCCCGUCGGCGUCGACGAGCGCCACGCAGCGUAUGUCGCGCAGCAAGGCCAGUGCGACGCCGAGAUCAGCGCGCUGCGACAGCGCUGCAGCGACGUCGAGCGAGAGGAAGUCGAGCGGCACAAGCAAGUAAACGAAGAACACAAGGCGCGGCUGCUUGCCUUGGCGCAGACGCAUGACGAACACCUGAGCCGGUACAGUAUGACGUGGCACGACGCCGAGAGCCGAACGAUGAACGAGGUCUUCCGGCUGCAAGAUCGGUGCAACUCGCAACUGGUGGCGAUCGAAGCAGAGCAUGCAGCGCAGCGCCGCAAGCUUGAGGACCUCCAAGACGAGCGCCGGCUGCAGCAACAAGUGCAGCUCCGCCACAUACAGGCCAACAUGGACGAAGUCGCCUUUGCCCACGCAGAGACGCUCCGGGACAUUGAAGAGCGCCACGAGCGGCAGCUUCAGGCGCUGCGGGCUGACGCCGCGGUGUCCGAAGAAGCGCGCAUGGAGGCAUUCGAGGGCCAGCGCCGACGGCACGAGUGGGCGAUGCAUGAAGCGGAGAACGUCGCACGGGACGAGCACACAAGAUGCUUGACGUUGCUCACGGACCUCGCACGCGCGCACCGAGAAACACUUCUGAGUGCGCAGCAGGCACUCAGUGCCCUUGACAACGACCACCGCGAGUGGGUGCGCGCGUUCGAGGUGCAGUGCGCGACCGAAAAAAGCACCGCCGAAGCCACCAUGGAGACCCAAUGGCAAUCGAUGCAAGCCAGUUUGAACGCACGCGAGGUCGAGUUCCAAGCGCGCGUCGCACAGCUGCGCCGCGUCGACGACGACGACGACAAGCUCCACGCGGACGAAGUCGCGAUGCUGUUGGUCGCGUGGACCGAGCGCCUCACGUGCGUGCACAUGGAAACCGAAGACGUCCGGUCGCGCUGCGUCGGCGAGAUGCGCGCGCUGGCCACCGCCCAUGCCGACGCUAUCGAGCUCAUCGAGCGCGACCACCAAUAUCGGGCAGAAGACUUUGCCCGCGCGCGGGCGAUGGCAGCACUGCAGCACCAGACGAACCAGUGGACCGGCGAUGCCGUCUCGCUCAACCAGCAAGCGUUCUACGACGAAGCGUGCGUGGCGCUGGACCGCAAGUGGGAAGCCGCUGUCGCCGAGCACGACGCCCGCACAAAAGCGUCAGCCAUUGCGCACGCGCAAGCGAUCGACGUCGCCCGGCUGCAGCACGAAGCCAAGCUCCUCGAAAUGCAGCACGUGGUACGGGAUUUAUCUAACGUCUUUGCGACGGCCCUCGACCGGUACAAGGUGCGGCUGGCCGAUCUGCUGGCCGAGACGCGGCUACGCUGUUCGUCCGAAGAGGCCUCGUGGCGGGAUGCAGUGCGCGACGAACGGUCGGCAACGCUGCACGCCGAGCUGCGUGCGCUCAAGCAGGCCGAAGCGGCCGCUGCGGAAGCGCACGUCGCCAGUAUGCACGCGGCGCAGGCGCAGUGGAGCACCCAGAUCCGAAAACUGGAGAUGGAAGUCGAAGACGUCGCGAGCUACCAUGAGCGGCUAUGUGUCAACGCCAAGGCGGCGUUCGAUGACGCGAUUCGUAGCGUGGAGGCCCGCCAAGCCAGCACGGAGACACAGACGCUCCGCGAGAAGGCGGAGCUCGAUUCCAUGGCAUUGGCCGAAGCCGAUGUCAUCGCCGAGCUUCAAGCAACGUUGAUGGUCGCGUCUACCGCAGCGAGGAGGGCGCGCCAAGCGGAGCUGCAAGCGGCGUACGCAGCGCAGUUGCGCGAGGUCCUGCUCUGGCGACGGCGCAAAGAAGCUCUCGAGGCGACGUAUGUGGCCGAGAUGGACGACCUCCAGAGUGCGUGCCUGCAACUGCUGCAGACAACCGACGUACCGACGCGGUCGCACAUGACGACGGCAAAACGAAAACUCGUGCGAUCGCGCGUCGGGUUCACGCUGGCGCGUGCGGUCGACCAUCAGGCGAGCAAGGAGCAUGAAGCCAACUUGGACGCGAUCACGGAUCUCGCAGUCGAGUGCCGAAGCAACAUGGAAAUGGCACUUGAGGACCCAGCCCGUGCGCUGUUUGACGAUUGCUUGGACGACCUCGACGAGCUCGAGGACGAGCCAGCCAAAGUGCACCCAAUUCGGCAGCCAGCGACGUUUGUGGACGACGCGAAAGAGGCGACAUCCAGCUUGACACAUCUCGUGCUUGAUCCUAGUGCCUUGCCUGCUCUUUCUUGUGUGCGCCCCGCACUCUCAAGCGACGAAGCCGAGAUCCUCCAUACUCUGACACUGCAGGGCAGUCUCAUGGAGCGCAUGGAGGCCGAGCGCCGGUCGUUCAAACUACGUUGCGACGAGUACAGCCGUGGCAUGAACAAACUUCAAGCAGCACUGCGGGCGAGUGAAGACAUGACAGCCGCGGCGGAUGCGAAAGCGAGGAACGACGCCGAGACGAUUGCGCUGCUGCAGGAGAAGGUCAAACUGCUCGUCGUGGAGUUACCGCCGUCGCCCACCGCCGCCCCUCUCGUACUGCCAAAGGAGCCAAUGGUCGAGUCGAACAGUAGCAGCACGCUGCUAAGAGGCUGGAAAGCAUAGCCCGCCUACGGACGUUUUGGUUUGUCAUAUCCGUCUUUAUGACCAGUCUUGUGGUGUCGUCGUCUCUA